Messenger RNA from Symphalangus syndactylus (siamang), 3126 nucleotides. RefSeq names its product cyclin dependent kinase like 3 (gene CDKL3). Gene Ontology annotation, biological process: negative regulation of axon extension; positive regulation of dendrite morphogenesis; dendrite extension. Lineage: Eukaryota; Metazoa; Chordata; Mammalia; Primates; Hylobatidae. Gene Ontology annotation, cellular component: nucleus. Gene Ontology annotation, molecular function: protein serine/threonine kinase activity; ATP binding. The record is from RefSeq and is a predicted model, not a curated record.
CUUUCUAAAAGCUCUCCAGGUGUGAUUUAAAUACGCAUGCUGGGGUGGGACCCACCAGACUAGAUUUAUUAAAUAAUGCCUUUCCUCUUAUUUAGCGGAAGCAUAGCGAGAUUUCGCUUUUUACAUUUAACUCAUUUUAUAGAAAAAAGCAAAGAAAGCCCUAUUCGAUAAAGCAUUCCCUAGGCACUUGCUCUAGUGAUAUGGUGGCUAUUCAUUAGGGACUGUCAUUCCAGCUGAACUCUAUGUCUACUUAAGCAGUUAGACACUGGCUUCUUUAUUUCUGUAGGCUUCUUUAUUUCUGUGCUCUUGUACAUCAUUUCGUAUAUGGUGGAACCCUUCGAAUUACUUGCUUUCCUAGAGUUUGACACGUGGUGAGGGAGGUUUUUUCCUUUAAAAAAGAUUACUAGCAGUUGGAAAAAAUUAAAAGGCUUAUGGCAGGUGUUCAACAAGUUUUUGAUUUAAGAACCAUCUUGACCGGGCGCGGUGGCUUACGCCUGUAAUCCCAGCACUUUGGAAGCCUGAGGUGGGCGGAUCACCUGAGGUCAGGAGUUCGAGACCAGCCUGGCCAACAUGGUAGAAAGCCCGUCUCUACUAAAAAUACAAAAUUAGCCGGGCGUGGUGGCACACGCCUGUAAUCCCAGCUACUCGGGAGGCUGAGGCAGGAAAAUCACUUAAACCUGGGAGGAGAAGGUUGCAGUGAGCCGAGAUCGGCGCCACUGCACUCCAGCCUGGGCGGCAGAGCUAGACUAUCUCAAAAAAAAAAAAAAAAAAAAAAAAUGCGGAUCCUCCCUAUCCCCAUUCAAAAGCAACCUUGUGAGGAGGCUCAGCUGUGACAGCAAUCUGUACUCCCCUCCCCCAUUCCCAAGCACGGCACUCUUCCACCUUGCGCCUACUCAGAGCAGGUUUCCGUUUCUUCUCACUUCCCCUUCCGGGUCGGGACGCUGCCCAUGUUCCGGUCUUGCGCACGAGGGUUAGAACGCGGGAACUCCGCCGGCGUUUCUAUGGUAGCGAGUGGCCGGUUCAUUGCGGGGCUAAGCAACAAAGUAGUAUCAGUGUUCGGUGGCUCCACUGGAACUACGCAGAGCCAGGCCAGCGGGACCACAGAAUGGGCUGAGGUGGCGGCGGCUGUUUGGAUAAAGUCGACAGCGGGACGUGGGGCGUGACGCCGUAGUAAAAGCCCAGCUUGAAAAUGGAGAUGUAUGAAACCCUUGGAAAAGUGGGAGAGGGAAGUUACGGAACAGUCAUGAAAUGUAAACAUAAGAAGACUGGGCAGAUAGUAGCCAUUAAGAUAUUUUAUGAGAGACCAGAACGAUCUGUCAACAAAAUUGCGAUGAGAGAAAUAAAGUUUCUAAAGCAAUUUCAUCACGAAAACCUGGUCAAUCUGAUUGAAGUUUUUAGACAGAAAAAGAAAAUUCAUUUGGUAUUUGAAUUUAUUGACCACACAGUAUUAGAUGAGUUACAACAUUAUUGUCAUGGACUAGAGAGUAAACGACUUAGAAAAUACCUCUUCCAGAUCCUUCGAGCAAUUGACUAUCUUCACAGUAAUAAUAUCAUUCAUCGAGAUAUAAAACCUGAGAAUAUUUUAGUAUCCCAGUCAGGAAUUACUAAGCUCUGUGAUUUUGGUUUUGCACGAACACUAGCAGCUCCUGGGGACAUUUAUACGGACUAUGUGGCCACACGCUGGUAUAGAGCUCCAGAAUUAGUAUUAAAAGAUACUUCUUAUGGAAAACCUGUGGAUGUCUGGGCUUUGGGCUGUAUGAUCAUUGAGAUGGCCACUGGAAAUCCCUAUCUUCCUAGUAGUUCUGAUUUGGAUUUACUCCAUAAAAUUGUUUUGAAAAUGGGCAAUUUGUCACCUCACUUGCAGAAUAUCUUUUCCAAGAGCCCCAUUUUCACUGGGGUAGUUCUUCCUCAAGUUCAACACCCCAAAAAUGCAAAAAAAAAUCCAAAGCUUAAUGGAUUGUUGGCAGAUAUAGUUCAUGCUUGUUUACAAAUUGAUCCUGCUGACAGGAUAUCAUCUAGUGAUCUUUUGCAUCAUGAGUAUUUUACUAGAGAUGGAUUUAUUGAAAAAUUCAUGCCAGAACUGAAAGCUAAAUUACUGCAGGAAGCAAAAGUCAAUUUAUUAAUAAAGCCAAAAGAGAGUUCUAAAGAAAAUGAACUCAGGAAAGAUGAAAGAAAAACAGUUUAUACCAAUACACUGCUAAGUAGUUCAGUUUUGGGAAAGGAAAUAGAAAAAGAGAAAAAGCCCAAGGAGAUCAAAGUCACAGUUAUUAAAGUCAAAGGAGGAAGAGGAGAUAUCUCAGAACCAAAAAAGAAAGAGUAUGAAGGUGGACUUGGUCAACAGGAUGCAAAUGAAAAUAUUCAUCCUAUGUCUCCAGAUACAAAACUUGUAACCAUUGAACCACCAAACCCUAUCAAUCCCAGCACUAACUGUAAUGGCUUGAAAGAAAAUUCACAUUGCGGAGGUUCUAUGACAAUGCCACCCAUCAAUCUAACCAACAGUAAUUUGAUGGCUGCAAAUCUCAAUUCAAAUCUCUUUCACCCCAGUGUGAGGUUAACUGAAAGAGCAGAAAAGAGACGCACUUCUUCACAAUCUAUUGGGCAAGUUAUGCCUAAUAGCAGGCAAGAGGAUCCAGGUCCUAUUCAAAGCCAAAUGGAGAAGGGUAUAUUUAAUGAGCGAACAGGUCACAGUGACUAAAUGGCAAAUGAGAACAAAAGGAAGCUGAAUUUUUCCAGAUCUGACAGGAAAGAAUUCCAUUUUCCAGAAUUGCCUGUCACAAUACAGUCAAAAGAUACAAAAGGAAUGGAAGUUAAACAGAUAAAAAUGCUGAAGAGGGAGUCAAAGAAAACAGAUUCAUCUAAGAUAUCAACUAACGUGGAUCAAAAUCAAGAAAAACAAGAGAAUACAGGAAAUGCACAAACUGAAAGGAAGAAGAACUUGCCAGAUGUAGAGUAGAAAAUGCAGCAGCUGAAAAUUCAGGGAAUCCCAGAAUCACUCUGAAAAAUUCUGGAUUAUCCUCCAAGAUGUAACUAAACCAUCAGCUUCUGUGGAAAUACUUCCCCAGCUUCCCCAAGCAACAAGGCCAUCUCUCUUCUGUGCAUGUUUAAUAAAUAAUUUGUUUGCCUGUU